This is a messenger RNA of Bombina bombina (fire-bellied toad), 2578 nucleotides long. RefSeq names its product cytochrome P450 2B19. Gene Ontology annotation, molecular function: heme binding; iron ion binding; oxidoreductase activity, acting on paired donors, with incorporation or reduction of molecular oxygen, reduced flavin or flavoprotein as one donor, and incorporation of one atom of oxygen. The record is from RefSeq and is a predicted model, not a curated record. Gene Ontology annotation, biological process: xenobiotic metabolic process. Bases 48 to 1538 code for a protein of 496 amino acids. Gene Ontology annotation, cellular component: cytoplasm; intracellular membrane-bounded organelle. Lineage: Eukaryota; Metazoa; Chordata; Amphibia; Anura; Bombinatoridae. The transcript is spliced from 10 exons.
CACAGCUUCAUCCACUGAUACCCGCCGGAGCUGAAGUAAACAGGGUCAUGGACGUGCUUUCCAUCCUGACAUUGUUCUUCUCCUUCCUCAUCUCUGUGCUCUUCAUCAGCUCAUACUGGAGGAAGCAUAAGAAGUAUCAGAAUCUGCCCCCUGGACCCACCCCUCUGCCUCUUUUGGGGAACCUCAACUAUGUCACCAGAGAUGGCAAACAUUUCCGGGAGCUCUCUCAGAAGCAUGGGCCGGUGUUUACCAUUUGGCAGCUGUCAGAACCCAUUGUGGUUCUCUGUGGAUAUGAUGUGGUGAAAGAUGCCCUGAUCAACCACGCAGACCAGUUCAGUGGACGUCCUUAUCUGGCAGUUGUGGACUUUUACAGCCAGGGAUACAGCUUUCCUAAUGUACACGGACUGCGCUGGAGCCAGCUCCGACGCUUCACCCUUACCUCACUGAGGAACUUUGGAAUGGGGAAGACAACCAUGGAAGAGCGAGUACUAAAGGAGGGCCAGAACCUCCUGCAGGCUGUGGCAGACACAGGAGGAAAGCCCUUCAACCCUCUGAACCUCAUAGGAUGCGCUAUAGGGAAUAUUGUCAGCACUAUGUUGCUGGGGGAACAGUUUCAAUAUAAGGAUAAGAAGUUACAGGAUCUUAUAACAACCACCAGAAAACAUAUCCUUAACACACAUUCCCGAUUACACCAGUUCGGCAACAUGUUCCCCAUACUCUUGAAUCUCCCAGGUCUCCGGCAGAAGAUCUUCAGAGAGGCCACAGAAAUGACUUCCUUUGUCAAAGAGUAUAUUCAGUCCCACAAGAAGAACCUGAAUAUAAACUCUCCAAAGGACUUUAUUGACUUCUUCCUUCUGAAGAUGAAAGAGGAGGAGCCAGAUGCAGAUACCAACUUCUCUGAGAAGACCCUUCUAUGGACAAUUGUGGCCCUAUUAGCAGCAGGAACUGAAACCACCACGUCCACCUUAAAGUACUGUCUGACUGUUAUGGCACAUUAUCCAGAGGUCCAAGAAAAAGUGCAGCAAGAGAUAGACGAGGUAACUGGGUCUGUGCGCCUUCCUGGCAUCAUGGACAGGGCGCAAAUGCCAUACACCAAUGCUGUCAUUCAUGAAACGCAGAGACUCAUGGAUCUGGCGCCCAUAGCUCACUACCAUGCAGUCACCCAAGACACUGAGUUCCGUGGCUACACUCUGCCAAAGGGUACCAGAGUUAUUCCAUUCAUCUCGUCAGUGCUGAAUGAUCCAACACAGUGGGAGACCCCUGAUGACUUCAACCCAAACCAUUUCCUGGAUGAUAAAGGGCAGUUUCGGGCAAGACCAGCAUUCAUGGUGUUUUCUGCAGGGAAGCGUAUAUGUGCUGGUGAGAACUUGGCUCGCAUGGAACUCUUCCUACUCUUCUGUUCUCUGAUGAAGCAAUUCACAUUCUCCAGAGUCCCUGAGACAAAUCCAUACAAAGGGAAAGCUCUCCGAGACAACAAAUGGCCCCUUAUCUGGUCCAGCCCUCUCUGUGCAGUCCCUCGUAACACCUCUUCCAAGUGAUCAUCUCAAAACUACCCUCAAUGCAACAAUUUGUGAACAGUACCAGCAGCAGAAAGUCAUGUUGUGAUGUGCAUGAUUGUGUUACAACACAUUGUCAGUUGAUGGGCUAAAAUUAUAUUUACUUAUAUAUUCUGUACAAUUAAACCAAAGGAUUAUAUGUAAGCAACAUAAUAGGCUGACUAUCUCAUAUUUUUUAUGUUAACUUUGUGGUAGCAAAAGAGUAAGUUUUAUACAUUUUCCAAUAAAGGUCAAUGAGUUAUGACAAGGGAGCUGUGUAAUGAUAAGUUUUGUGUUAAAUUGUGCAGUAACCUAUUGUUACUUACACAACCCAUAGUUAGUGAACUUAACAUUUACUUCUCUCCCAGUAUCCAGUACCAAUGUCCCAUCACUACCCAAUGAAGAGUCUCAAAUACUGUAAUUUUAAACAGAAUGGCCACACCUUUAGUAGCUUUUAACAGUAGCACCAGAUUUACUUGUGAAAUAAUUGCAUGGCUGACAUGACCUCGCUAUCCUCAUAUGCUCAGUACUGAUCUUGUUGUUUUUAUUCAAUAAAUCACAUUUACCAGAUAUGGGUUAGCAUGGCCGAUAUCACUCUAGCACAACCCAUAAUUUCAAUGGAUAUCGCGAACGCGCAAAAUUGCGCUUAUUACAAUCUGAAAGUUAUAGUUUGUGUAAAUUGAGUUUGGGUUUAAAUGUAUUUUUCACAAAACACAUGAACAACGUAUUAAAAUAAAGUAUUACACUCAUAUAUAAACUUUUUAACAAAAAUAUCAUUUUAAUAUUAAUAAAAAAGGUUUUAAAAUGGAUAUGGUAUAUGGCAAGGUGUUUGACUGGGUUCAAUGUAUAUGUAUCGCUUGUAUUACAAGUUGAAAGUAAACGUGAUUGCUUGAGCGCAAUUGCGAUAUACGCUAGAAUUAUUACCUCUGAACUGUUAUAAAUAUUUAUAGGACGUUUAUUUGGACGUUUUGUUGUCCUGAGCUUAUCUGUACCCUGUAUGUAUGUUAUGACUUGCAAUAAAGUCUAUUUUUACUUGCACUGAA